Molecule: messenger RNA, 1969 nt
Organism: Musa acuminata AAA Group (dessert banana)
Lineage: Eukaryota; Viridiplantae; Streptophyta; Magnoliopsida; Zingiberales; Musaceae
Product: transcription factor bHLH144-like
Exons: 2
Coding region: 1186-1722 (178 amino acids)
Molecular function (GO): protein dimerization activity
Source: RefSeq, a predicted model, not a curated record
CUGCCCCCACGCGUGCUCGGGCAUCCCCGCUGUCCCUCGAUCCCCUCAUCCCCACCAUCAACCCCACACACCAUGGAACCCUUCCCCACCCCCCUUGAAUCCCACCCAAAACCCAGACCACACGAUGAUGGCAGCAGCAACAGCGGCGGCAGCAUCACCCAGACCAAAUGAUGGUGGCCUUUUCCUGCUCCCCGACGCCACCACCCCAUGAUGAGGGCCAAUCCGCCGUCACGCUCCAUCCGACGGCCGCUUUCCAAUCCCUCCCCGACCUGUGUGCUUCUCCCCAACGAUCCGACGGUAGUCAUGGAAGCGAUGGGGCGAGAAAAGGCGACGACUUUUCGUGCGUUGGAUGGAGGAGCAUCACGCGCAAUGAAGGGGGAAGAAGCGGGCGGGGGCGGCCGCGUGCGCGCACACACGUAUCCAUCCCGUUUGCCUGCCUCCUUCCCAUCUCCCCCCCCACGCCGCAUUAAUUGCCCUGCAUCGGUUUUAAUGGAAAUGCCGGAAAUAUAUCUCGGCUUCCGAGGUUCCCAUCAUUAGCUGCAUCCGAAGAAGGAAGACCGAGAUACAUAUAUAGAUCGGUAGGAGAGCGACUGGGCUUCACAGAUACACAUACCCUCCUCUCUCUCUCUCUCUCUCUCUCUCUCUCUCUCUCUCUCUCUCUCUCUCUGUCCUUGCGAUCUCAGUGGUUUCGUUAUGGAGUGCAGCUGAAUUUGAUAUGCAGGGUCACAGGAAGCAACAUGCCGUGGGUGUCGCCGGCUGCGAAUUGCCACGGGAAGUGCGGUCGCUUGGUCGUCUUCUUUCGCGUCAUCCUGUAAAGUUCUCUGUCUACCUCUCUGUUGCCGUCCAGAUCUCAGACUUGACUCGAAACACAUGGUUGCAGGUGAGUGAGUCAGGCUGUUUGAGAUUGGUGAGAGAGGAGAUCUCUGAUUGCUGAGAAUGCACAUUGAGAUCGAUCUGAAGAGGCAUCGAACAGUGGAGAAGGUUGGGGAGACCAUAAUGCAUGUCAGGAUCAUUGCUUAUUGCCAAUUGUUGCAAGUUUGUCAGGCUGAGUACUUCCGUCAGCUGCUUAAGCCCGUAACGUAGGUGGAGACUGCUGCUUUCUUCUUCUUCUUCUUCUUCGUCUGUCAAAUUCCUAACUCAUCAGUGAACACCACCACCACCCACGAUCGACGACGGCAGUGGAGUAUGAAGAGGAACACGAGAUACUUUGGUGGAAAGAAGCCUCUUUCGGAGGAUGCAUAUGACUCCACUGCAGGUGCGCCUGUUGCAGGGCACGAGCCCCAUGGAUUCCCUGGGCCGCUCAACAACAUCCAGUUCCAGCCGUCGGAGACGUGCCCCAAGAACAUGGUCAUCUUCGACCAGACACAUCAGCAGAGCCGGGUCAUGUUCCACCCUUGGCUGGCCCACAAGCUCGGCUCGCCCAGCUUCGAUGCCUACGGAGCUAACGCCCACGAGGCCGGCAAGAGCGGGUACGGCAACGACGAGGAGGAGGCGGAGGACAUCGACGCAUUGCUGAGUUCCGAAGAAGGUGAGGAAGAUGAGGUGGUCAGCACGGGGAGGUCGCCGUCCAAAAAGGAGAAGAUGAAGAAGAUGGUAAAGACGCUGAAGGGAAUCGUGCCCGGCGGCGACGGCAUGGACACACCUGCUGUGCUUGACGAAGCCGUGAAGUACCUGAAAUCUCUCAAGGUCGAGGUGAAGAAGAUGGGGAUGAAGCACAACUGAAGGCGGUCAAGCUUGAGGAAACCUCGAGAAGCUGUGCUGUGCUGUGCAUGCCAUCAGGAGAAGUGGAGAUGGGUUGCUGUAGUUGUGCUGUGACUGAAAUGUGAUGGUCUUCUUCGUUGAGUACAGUGCUUGUAUUGUGUUUUGUUGUUCUGCCAUGGCAUUGAUGCAGGGGGAAUUUCGCCCCACUCUGUUUUGAUAUUGUGGCUUUGUACUACAAGAUUGUGGUUUUAGUACUCUGUCUUCUCUC